AUGAAAAAAUCCCAUUCCACAAGCGAUACAUCCGCUUGUCCUGUCCUUACCGGACCAAACAACUUUCAGAUUUGGAAACUACGCAUCUAUGCUAAGCUACGCUGCGAGAAAGUCCUACGUGUUGUGACCGGUGAAGAGCCGAAACCCUCUCCUGCAUCCACAUCCACAGACAACCCAGUCACUGCAUGGGUACUACAUGACAACAAAGCACUCGGAAUCAUCCAAGGCCACAUAUCUGAUGCGCUACUCCUCAAAACUGCAUCCCAAGUGACGUCCAAAGGGUUACUGGACAAACUCAUAGAGAUCCACAACACCUCCAAUGUCGCAUCCGCAUUCUAUUCCUUUGAGCAACUCUUCGCCCUAUGCUGGGAUGGCACAUCUGCUAUCGAAGACCAUGUCUCCAUUUUCCGAAACCUGGAGACCUGCCUAGUGGGUAUGAAG
Messenger RNA from Suillus paluster, 441 nucleotides. RefSeq lists its product as uncharacterized. The transcript has a single exon. NCBI's taxonomy places the organism in Eukaryota, Fungi, Basidiomycota, Agaricomycetes, Boletales, Suillaceae. The annotation marks the transcript as partial. The record is from RefSeq and is a predicted model, not a curated record.